Molecule: messenger RNA, 1089 nt
Organism: Acytostelium subglobosum LB1
Lineage: Eukaryota; Evosea; Eumycetozoa; Acytosteliales; Acytosteliaceae
Exons: 2
Coding region: 1-1089 (362 amino acids)
Biological process (GO): magnesium ion transmembrane transport; intracellular magnesium ion homeostasis
Cellular component (GO): membrane
Molecular function (GO): magnesium ion transmembrane transporter activity
Source: RefSeq, a predicted model, not a curated record
AUGGAGUUACAAGAUCUAAUCAAUCGCAAUAGAAAGACUAUUGACAGAGAUAUAUCAUUAUCCUCAAAGAAACAUAUUGUAGUCACAUGUAGUGAAGAUAGUAAACUAUAUGAGUUUAAUGAGAUAAUAGAGUUCUUUAAGGAGAAGAUUCAUCAUCCAGGUGAUAAGAAGAACUAUUGGAUAGACUUUCAAUCAUUAGAGAAUGAUGAGAUAAUGGAGAUAUGUAAUCUGCUCGGUAUACAUCCAUUGACACAGAGGGAUAUCAUCAAGGAGGGCACCAGAGAGAAGUGCGAGAUAUUCUCAAAGCAUCUCUACGUGGCCGUGAACGAACUUCACUAUGCAGAGGGCUCCAAUCAUCUGGUGACUGGCACUCUCAACAUCAUCCUCUUUCAGAAUCUGGUGCUGACGUUCCACGCUCACAUGCUACUGUCGACGUCGCAGGUUGUCAGGAUGAUCAAAUACAAAGAGGAAGGUGCGUUGUCGUCAUCGGCCUGGAUCAUCUACGCCUACCUUGACUCUAUCGUUGACCUGUACGUCGAUCUCGUCGAGAAGAUCAUCAUGGAGACCGAAUCACUGGACGAGCUGGUCUCUCUGCUGAGUGGCCUCAAGCAGAACGAACUGUUCACGCGUAUUGGUUUGGCCGGCCGUCGAGUCACCAGUUUACACAGCGGCAUCUUUGAAAAGAGCGAGAUCAUAUCAGUGUUGUUGCGCGACGAGAAGCUAAUCCCACUGCCACUGCAUAGUUACCUGCGCAACGUCCAAGACAGCGUUGUGAGAAUGACACAGAAGCUCAGUCUGUGUCGCCGUCUGCUGGGCGACCUAAACAACAUGUACAUGGCGCGUGUCUCUCUGGAGGUUAGCGACCACUCCAAUCGCAUGAACAUUACAAUGCGAAAGUUCACAGCAAUCAGUUCCAUCUUUAUCCCAUUGAUCUGUGUGACCAGUGUACUUGGCAUGAACAUCAAGUAUCCAGGUAUGGUCGAAGAAGAUGUCAACAACAACUACAACUCAUUCAUUGGCGUCAUGUGCGGCAUGAUUGGCUUUGCACUCAUAUCCGCGCUACUAUUCAAACGAGCUGGAUGGCUUUAG